AUGGAUGAGGGUCAGAAGGUUGAAAUGCCAAGGGUGAAACUGGGUACCCAGGGGCUUGAGGUAUCGAGACUGGGCUUUGGCUGUAUGGGACUAACUGGAAUCUACAAUCCUCCUGUACCUGACGAGGAAGGUAUUUCUAUGAUCAAGGAGGUGUUCAAUAAUGGAAUCACAUUCUUUGAUACCUCGGAUGUUUAUGGUUUGAACAAUGCUAAUGAAAUAUUGCUGGGAAAGGUAAAUGCACAAGAAGCCAUUUUUAGUUAA
Messenger RNA from Ilex paraguariensis (yerba mate), 261 nucleotides. The record is from the annotation of a GenBank genome assembly. Lineage: Eukaryota; Viridiplantae; Streptophyta; Magnoliopsida; Aquifoliales; Aquifoliaceae.